GCGCAGCAGCAGAUUCAGCCAGACUUCAUCCGCUCGGCUCAGGAAGAGAAAUCAGCCAUCUCUCACUCAGAUCACUGCAAAUAUCACAGCCUUCAAAUCCAGAAAUCACAUUAAACCUGGGAGGAAUACCGCGAUCUACGGGAACAGGGAGAUGUUCGGUCUUGCAUCGUAAGGAAGAUCGCCUUGUCCACCUGACACAUGAGGAGGACUCAUUGUACAGGGAUCAUGAGGGCUGUGCUUUAGUGAGAUAUCAAAGGGUUCUGGUAAUGUGCCAUGGGGUACGACGUCACCAGGUUCCAAGGAGAGGUGGACGAGGAUCUGUUGUGUCCCAUCUGCAGCGGGGUGCUUGAGGAGCCGGUGCAGGCCCCGCAUUGUGAGCAUGCUUUCUGUAACGCCUGCAUCACACAGUGGUUUGCACAGCAGCAGAUCUGCCCCGUGGACCGCACCGUGGUGACUCUUGCCCAUCUACGACCCGUUCCCCGCAUCAUGCGUAACAUGCUUUCCAAGCUGCAGAUCUCCUGUGAUAACGCCGGCUUCGGCUGCACAGCCACCCUUCGGCUCGACCAGCUGCAGUCACACCUCAAGGACUGUGAGCACAACCCCAAACGUCCCGUCACGUGUGAAGAAGGCUGCGGGCUCGAAAUGCCCAAAGAUGAGAUGCCCAAUCACAACUGUAUUAAGCACCUACGCAGCGUGGUGCAGCAACAGCAGACCAAGAUCGCAGAUCUAGAAAAGACUGCUGCCGAGCACAAGCACCAACUUGCAGAACAGAAACGUGACAUUCAGCUCCUAAAAGCUUACAUGCGAGCGAUACGCAGUGCUAACCCUAACUUACAGAACCUGGAGGAGAGUAUAGAGUACAAUGAGAUUCUAGAGUGGGUCAACUCUCUCCAGCCCGCUCGCGUGACCCGCUGGGGAGGAAUGAUCUCCACGCCCGACGCCGUCCUCCAGGCCGUCAUCAAACGAUCGCUCAUAGACAGUGGAUGCCCGUUGUCGAUCGUCAAUGACCUCAUCGAGAACGCCCACGAGCGUAACUGGCCCCAAGGCCUGGCCACACUGGAGACGCGGCAGAUGAACCGCCGAUAUUACGAAAACUAUGUGGCCAAGCGCAUUCCGGGAAAGCAAGCCGUGGUGGUGAUGGCCUGUGAGAACCAGCACAUGGGAGAAGAUAUGAUACUGGAGCCAGGGUUGGUUAUGAUCUUCGCUCACGGCGUCGAGGAGAUCUUAUAGUCUGUACAUAGGUGGGUGCCAAUGAUGAAAAGCAGAAAAGGGGUUUACAGAGACUGAAUUGGUUCCCCCCUCUAAAAAAAGAAAUUAGCAGUUCAUCCCACUAAUAAAUGUCAAGACCUCUUCGGGCAGUCGUUACCUCAAAUUUUAAGGAAGGACACACGUGGACUUCCAGCAUUCCCUAUUCUCUUGCCUUAAAUGGACAUUUUUCAAAAAGUGGACCCUAAUGACUAAAACCAACUUGAAAUAUUAUCAGGGACGAUGGUACACGUACGUUUUAACAUUAGCAUUGAAAUCAAACGGAUUUGAAGUGAUGUCUAAUUUCCCCUUUAACAUUUAUUUCCCUUGAGAGCAAAUAUAUGUCACUCACAGCUUAAGACGAGUUAAGAUUCCUGUAAAUACAGAUGAUUAAGAAAUAUAGACAAAUAUGCUAUCUGUUCUUGUUCUGAUAGAGUAGUGGACAUUUUUGCCGUCUUCAUCUCAGUUUGCUAUUUAGACUAGAGUGUUUUAUCUACCAUGGAUCUCUUUUAUUUCAAUAGAGCUAUGAUUAAAGUAUGCUAGAUACAGAACUCUGCUCGGUGUUUGCACUGUGUGGUGAUUGGAAAAACAAGAUGAAUCUCGUUUUGUGAAGAUGUGUGUUUUUCUGGAGUGAUGGAGAGGAUGUAUAUGAUGGAAAUCAACAGCUGAUUUGAUAUCUUUUAUUUGACUCUUCAAUUCAAUUUUAUGUUUUUAGUUAUUUUAUUUUAUUAUUUUCUACUGGCAUCACUGGCUAUUAAUAAUCAGAACCAGAUGUUUCUUCUUCAAGGUGGUCUUAGUGACCUCAACGUUUUUUUUUUUGUUUGUUUGUUUUUUUCCCCCUAGUGCAUUCACCAUAUGCAAACCCAUAAAUGAUGGAUGAAAAGCUUAUGAAUCGAACAUGAAGUAUAAAAACAUUGUGAAAAGUGACCAAACCACAGCUGAUGUUUGUGUGAUCUCCUGCAGAUGCUCUACCAUAUCCGGACCUGUUUACUGUGGUUUACAUCCGAACUGUUUUUUAUCCAUCAUUUGACGAAUUUCAAAGAAUAAAGCGAGACGGAACGGUUGAAUGUUUGUGUAUAUUGUGCAAUUGACUGGAUAAGAAUUUAUUUUGCAUAUUAUUUGACGUACUUUCGUUGUACAUAGUUGAUUUAAGAAUUGGUUUGAUUUGUGUUGUACGAUAGUCGUCUCUGCAACCAAAGUGUUUUGUUGUGUUGUAUGCACAUCGUGCUUGCUUUUUUUGUUGUUGUCGUCGUUGCGCGGACACGAAAAUGUAAGUUCAGCGAUUCUGAAAUGUAUCUUGUGUCACCUGCUUCAGUGUUACAUAGACCUGAAUGCUCGUUGCGUUGUUUACAGUAGCUUUUUUGCAAAGAGCUGAAAACUAAGGACCGAGAAUGUUUUCCUCUGCAAUAUUCAGCCAGGUCUAUGUGAAUUAGGGAGAAACGUCUGUGAACUUUGCCUUAUCACACUUCAUUGCAUGAUCGCUGUGUAAUAUGUCACAUGGCUUCUCUGCACAUCUUGUCGCAGUCACGCCCUGAAGCUGGAGAGAUUAAACAUGACCCAGUGUGCUUCACUUCUUGGUUCUGAUGGAGGUGAUCGCCUUCAGUAUCAUUCACAAAAUGAAAGUUCACAUUUUUGCGUUCGAUUCAAUGAGACCGAUGCAUCAUCUCUUACUGGACACGCAAGACUUUCUUGACUCUCAGGUUUUAUCAUCUGAUGUCAGGGAUGAAACGUUCAAAGAGCUCAUGUUUCCCGCUGCAGCAUUGUCCGUGGAUGUGGCAUUCUUCUGUUUGUUUGUUUUUCGUCUUUUAUUCUUGCUUUUGUGCUGUGGGUUACUGACAGAAUAUGAAUAAAUAUCAUCGAUUUUGCAAUACGA
Messenger RNA from Labeo rohita (rohu), 3118 nucleotides. It is a transcript of the gene rnf41, whose product is annotated as ring finger protein 41. The record is from RefSeq and is a predicted model, not a curated record. Gene Ontology annotation, cellular component: plasma membrane signaling receptor complex. Gene Ontology annotation, molecular function: ubiquitin protein ligase activity; zinc ion binding. The transcript has 7 exons. The coding region runs from base 274 to 1230 and encodes 318 amino acids. Lineage: Eukaryota; Metazoa; Chordata; Actinopteri; Cypriniformes; Cyprinidae. Gene Ontology annotation, biological process: regulation of canonical NF-kappaB signal transduction; positive regulation of JNK cascade; tumor necrosis factor-mediated signaling pathway.